This is a messenger RNA of Diaporthe citri, 285 nucleotides long. RefSeq lists its product as uncharacterized. The transcript is spliced from 2 exons. The coding region runs from base 1 to 285 and encodes 94 amino acids. The record is from RefSeq and is a predicted model, not a curated record. NCBI's taxonomy places the organism in Eukaryota, Fungi, Ascomycota, Sordariomycetes, Diaporthales, Diaporthaceae.
AUGGAUGUGAACAGCGGCGACGAAGGUUACGACCACCAUGAGAAGACCUUCAUUGGGAAAAUGGAGGCACGGAGAGAUGCGAACAAGGGAGUGAGGGACCUGAGGGAAAUACGUGGGAGAGGAGGAGGAGGCACCGAGCUGCAGGGGAGAGAUCCAGGAACGACCAGACCUAUCGACGCACCCAACAUCGACGCACCCAACAUCGACGCACCCAACACCGACGCACCCAACACCGACGCACCCAACAUCGACGCACCCAACAUCGACUCACCCAAACGCGACUAG